Parasteatoda tepidariorum (common house spider) is the source of this 540-nucleotide messenger RNA. RefSeq lists its product as uncharacterized. The record is from RefSeq and is a predicted model, not a curated record. NCBI's taxonomy places the organism in Eukaryota, Metazoa, Arthropoda, Arachnida, Araneae, Theridiidae. Gene Ontology annotation, molecular function: sequence-specific DNA binding.
AUGUCGAGAAAAAGGUACUUUGAUAUCAGGAAGUAUUUACACUUCAAUAGCAAGACUGCUAUUUAUUCCUCAUUUCGCGAUUACAAAGUUCGUCCAAUUUAUGAACUGUUUAAUGAGGCUAUACAACAAUUUCGUGUGUCUUGGGAACAUCUAAAUUUUGAUGAAAGAGCAGCUCUUUAUUUUGGAAAACAUGGUUGCAAAAUGUAUAGAAAAGGGAAACCCGUGAAAUUUACUUACAAGCUCUGGAUGCCCACAUCUUUCGAUGGAUAUUCUUUUCAUAUAAUGACAUAUCAAGGAGCAAAGCAAGAUAUUGAGUCUGGCAUAAAGAAAGAAAAAAUGUCAUUAUCUCAAAUGGUUGUUGAAAAUUUACUAUCAAUUGGUGAAACUCCAGCAAAGCACAAAAUUUAUAUGGAUAACUUUUUCUCAUCUUAUGAUCUUUUCGCUACCCUCAAAUGUAAAACCUUUGAUACAGAAACUGUUAGAAAGAAUAGAAUGGGAAAAAAUUCCCUUCAACGUUACCUAAAAUGUUGGGAAAGAUAG